AUGUCAAAUUAAUAAUCAGGUAAUGAGAAAUCGAAAAGCAAAUCCUAAAAAUUACAGACCAUGGAAUUGAAUGGAAAAAACUAUAUAUUAUUGGAUAAAUAUUUUUAUAACCCAGAUGAUGUAAUUGGUGAAGGUGCAUUUGGAAAAGUUUAUCGUGGAUUCAAUUUUUAAGCGUAAUUAUUUUGCAUUAUUUACUUAUAGAUAAAAUAAAGAAAAUGACAAAGAAUGUGCCAUUAAGAAAAUGGAACUUCCAGAAAAUAUGGCAUUGAUGAGUGAUAGAGAAAAAAUGACUUUGGAUGCUGUCCGUAAAGAGAUUUGUGCUUUAAAAUUACUUAAACAUCCCAAUAUAGUUAAACUUUAUGAUGUUAAGAAAUUAUAGAAUGUUAUUUAUAUGGUUAUGGAACUCUGCAAUGAAAAGGUAAAGUAUAAAUAAAUUCUUAAUGAUCUUAGUCUCUAUCUGAAUUCAUAAAAGAAAAUAAAGAUAUCACUGAACCUGAGAUCAGAUAUAAAUUUGGUGAAAUCCUUAAUGGAUUUAAAUAUCUUAGGAGUAAAUAAAUUAUCCAUCGAGAUGUUAAACCUGAAAAUAUACUAAUUCGAAAAGGAGUUUUAAAAAUAGCUGAUUUUGGAUUUGCUAAAUAACAUAACUCAAAAACAUAAUUACAUUCUUAUUUAGGAACUAGAGCUACUAUUGCACCUUAAGUUAUUUUAGGUAAAUUCGUUUAAAAUAAAUUUAGGUGAUUAUACUGAUAAAUGUGACAUUUGGAGUUUAGGAGCUACUCUAUAUUUUAUGUGUUUUAAGAAAUAUCCAUACAAAGAAUUCUAUGCAAGUGAAAUUAAAUUAAUGGAAUUAAUGAAAAGAGAUUUUAUUGAAUUUCCAAAAACUGGUAUGUAAGUUUCUUAACCUUUAUAAUAAAUUAUUGUAUAAAUGAUGAGAUAUAGGGAAGAAGAUAGAAUUGAUUGGAACGAUUUAUUUGCAUGUCCUUUAUUUUAAAAUAAAUUAUUAAAAGAAAUGGGAUUAAAUAUAUUUGAAUAUCAUGAACCAUAAGAUGAUUCUGUUGAUAUUAAUGAAGCUAAAAUUGAUGAUUUUGAUUUUGAAAUGAAUGAUCAUUCAGAAUAAGAAAUUGAAAGAAUUUAUGAAAAUGCAAAUGUUGUUAUUGAUUAAGCUGAAAAAUAAAGAAAAAAUGAAGAAAUUUUCUCUAAAUUAAUAAGCAGACUUACUUUUGAAAAAGGUAAAUGUAUGUUCUUAAGAUUACUAUCUUAAAGAGUUAAAGAAUAUGAAUUAACUUUAUCUAAUAAAUUAAUCUUUGAGAAAAGUAAAGUAGAUAUUUCAGAUCAUCUUAAAUCACUAAGAUUUGGAUUAAAUAAAUUUGAACUUAUUAUUAAUAGAGGAUUAGUAGAAUGGAUGGAAGUUAAUAAAAACUUUAAAUAUUAUUGUUGUUGGGAUAUUAAUAAUCCAAUAGGUGUAAAUGAUACUGACUGGGAAAAUUUUCUAACUGAAGGAUUAGAUAGAGAAAAAAUAAAAAAAGCACUUGAAAAAGAUUUAAAUAUAACUCAACAAUAUGUUUACAGUGCAUCAUAAGAUUAAUUAUAGUAAUUUUAAUAAAUGAAUGAAAAAGCAUUUUAAAAAUUGAAUGUUAAUAAAGAAUUUAUGAGUUCUAAUUUCGAAUGCAAUAAGAAUUUUUUUAAAGUUCUUUAUGAUCUAAGUUUAGGGUUAGCACGAUUGCUCUUCCCAGAAAUUGUGAAAAUUAGAAAUAAUCUAGAUUCACUUCAUAAAGUUCUUCCAACGUUAGUUCUUGUUGAUGAUCUUUUCAUUUUAUUAACACUUGACUCUGUAUUUUCACAUACUGAUACUACUUUAGUGAAUUACACAGCAUUUUUUGAAUUAAGAAAAAAAAACUAUUCAGAGGAUUAAGUCAUGUAUAAGACAAUGUAUUAAAGAGUGAUGAGAGCAUAUGAAGUAUUUUUCGAAUGA
Molecule: messenger RNA, 1972 nt
Organism: Paramecium pentaurelia
Lineage: Eukaryota; Ciliophora; Oligohymenophorea; Peniculida; Parameciidae
Source: the annotation of a GenBank genome assembly